GAUUGUUCCGCAGAGAGGCGGGGCUAGGCGCGAAGAGGGCGGCCCCGAGGCGUAGCACCGCCUCCCGGGGCGGAGCCAUCCUUCGGACCGCCCCGAGGGGGAGGGGCCGGCCGUUUGCCCCGCCCACCAGAGGGCACCCAGGGGCAGCUGGUGGGUGGCCAUGAAGCUGCUGCGCCUGCUGUGUCGCCACAAGACCCUGCUGGGCGGGCUGUCCCUCUUCGGGGCAGUGCUCCUGUACCUGGCCAAGUGCACCUCGGAGGGCCUCAAGUCCUCCCCGGGGUGGGGGCUGCCCCACCAGCAGCCAGCGGCCCGGGCAGGGGGCCCCAGCGGGCCUCACCCCCCGGCGGCAGCCCCGCCACCCCCUCCGGAGGAGGCCACCUUCCUGGCGGUGCUGGUGGUCAGCGGCCCCAAGUACACGGAGCGGCGGAGCAUCAUCCGGAGCACCUGGCUCUCGGCGGCCGGCCGGGUCCCCCGCAUCGACCUGUGGUACCGCUUCGUGGUGGGCACUGGGGGGCUGGCGGGAGAGGACCUGCGUGCCCUGGAGCUGGAACAGGGCCGCCACCGGGACCUGCUCCUCCUGCCCGACCUGCGGGACUCCUACGAGAACCUGACCACCAAGAUCCUGGCCAUGUACGUCUGGCUGGACCAGCACCUGGACUUCCGCUUCGUCCUGAAGGCCGACGACGACACCUUUGUGCGCCUGGACAUCCUCAUGGAGGAGCUGAGGUCCAAGGAGCCGCAGCGCCUCUACUGGGGCUUCUUCUCGGGCCGCGGCCGCGUGAAGUCGGGGGGCAAGUGGAAAGAAAAUGCCUGGCUCCUGUGCGACUACUACCUGCCUUAUGCCCUCGGCGGGGGCUACGUGAUCUCGGCCGACCUGGUGCGCUACCUGCACCUGAGCCGAGACUACCUCAAUCUCUGGCAGAGCGAAGAUGUCUCCUUGGGGGCCUGGCUGGCUCCCGUGGACAUCAAGAGGAUCCAUGACCCUCGCUUUGACACGGAGUAUAAGUCACGCGGUUGCCACAACAAGUACAUUGUGACUCACAAGCAGAGCCUGGAGGACAUGCUGGAGAAGCAUCAGACUCUGGCCAAGGAAGGAAAGCUUUGCAGGGAGGAGGUGAAGCUCCGACUCUCUUACGUGUACGACUGGAGCGUGCCCCCUUCGCAGUGCUGCCAGAGGAAAGAUGGCAUCCCCUGAAAGCGGCAGAAAGGAAGGGAACCCAAACCGGAGGGGCGGGCUACAGGGGACGGACAUACGUCACGCUCAAAUAUCUCCCUAUUCUGAAGUUUCACCCAGUAUGCCUAAUCCUAUUUCACCAUUCUUAAACUUUCAGAGUAUCCUAUUUUCUUUUGAGUUUUAAAAGGUUAUGGAAGAGCAUGGAGCACUCCACGUGCCCAAAAACAUACAUUCAGAAAGGGAUCAAACUAUCGCUCUGUGGGACGAGAGACAUUUAAAAAUAAUAGAGUCCCGAAAGGAUUGUGUUAAGGGACAUGGCUGUUCUCCAUAACAACGCAGAAAUGUUGGGAAAAUGCCAAUGCUGGUGGGCGUUUCUCCCCCACCCCUUCCUUCAAAAGGAUGUAGAUUUUCCCAAGCCUGUCAAUGCAUUAAAAGAAUCUCGGAUCAGGAGACCAAUUUAGACAUUAACCCCCAAUGGAGCUACAAAUUAACGUGCUGCAUUAUGUUAUUUCUGAGCUGAGACAGCAACUUCUGUCUGAGAUAAACGGGAGCCCUGGCCAAGGUGCAUUCUUUAAGAUGGAACAUCCUUACCGUGACUCUUCUAUUAUACUUGGACAAUUUCUUGAAUGUGUAUUACUACAGCAAUGUCUUUCACUUCCUGGUUACUACAUGGGCUGCUCCUUGAAUCAUCUUCCCAUUACUCAAAAAGGGAACAUUUUAAUCUGUAAGAACAAUAUUUCAGUGCAAUGAGAUUUAAACGUGAUGGGAUGCUGGGGCCACUGUUACGCACUAGGAAUGGCCUACUUGGAUGGCCCUGAAGGAUCGCCUACUUUAAGAGGUUGCUUAAUUGCUGAAGAAGCCAGCUUUAUUCUGAUUGAAAAUCAAGCUGCUUUGGCCCUGAUGGAAUUAGAUGUUUUUAAAAUUAUUACCUUUUUCAAAUAUACUGUUAAUGAAAACACGCUUAUGUCCUUUAUUGGGGACAAGCAUUUGAGCUGUAACUCUAGAUUAUGAUGGGCCGAAACAGGAGAUGACUAAAUCGGUCUGGAUGCCUUCCUUGAUCAACUUAUUUAUUUUUAGAUAAUGAAUGACUUCAGAGCAACUAGGUUGCAAAAAAGUCAAAUCUCAAGUUUGCAUGGCCUCAAUAGGGCUUAAUUCACGCAGAGAUAAUAUCACUGUCCCUACCUUUAGCUUUCAUUCAAAGUCAAAUCAAAAACCUUUAUUAUGGUCUUGAUGCCCAAGGUGUUAAGAGUUCUGGACCAAAGGAUUUUUGGAAACAGGAACGAUCUUGUAUAUGGAUGGAAUUCUUUUAGGGAUUAAUUAUGCCAUGUGGAAUGGAGGGACUCAUAAUUUGCAUCAUGUGGGGGUCCAAUAACCCUGUUCGUUUUUCCUGGCUUCUACCAUAAUCCUGGGUCUAAAUAUUUAAAUUUUCCAUAGAAGUUUGAACUAUUUUUUUCCCCUGAAAGCCUAAAAGAACCUUGGGGCAUAAUUUGCUUUUCACUCACAAAGCACACGUAGCUGAAAAUCUGAGAUAUACUUCUAGUUAUGUUUAGAUUGAAUCAAGAGAAAAUUGUGACCCAAUCAUGCUUUAAGGAAAGAGUUGCUGAAUUAUGUUUCUAUGUUUUCCUGGUGGUCUCCCAUCCGAGUUCUAUCAAGACCAACCCUAAUUCACUUUUUGAGAUCAGCUUAGGCUGAGUAGUAGCUGCUACUUUGCUACCUGGGCAAAAAUAGUUUGUUUUAGUGAUGGACUAUUGGCAACAUUCAGCAGCUCACCAGUUGUACAAGCUUCCUUUAGAAACUGGUUUCCAGGAAAAUUGCAAAUAUUUGGCCCCUCCAAGGGGAGUCAGUAUUGUAUGUAAAAUUAUGUGCUUAUAAUAGUGAUUAUUUAUUUAUAAAUACUGUAAAUGUACUGUGUAUAGUUUCAGGCCUGAGGAAAACAGUUGAAUGUCAUAGUAAUUUUAAUUUAUUAAAGGAACGUGUUGAAGCUUAUAA
Candoia aspera is the source of this 3163-nucleotide messenger RNA. It is a transcript of the gene B3GALT6, whose product is annotated as beta-1,3-galactosyltransferase 6. The record is from RefSeq and is a predicted model, not a curated record. Gene Ontology annotation, molecular function: UDP-galactosyltransferase activity. Gene Ontology annotation, cellular component: Golgi membrane. Lineage: Eukaryota; Metazoa; Chordata; Lepidosauria; Squamata; Candoiidae. Bases 161 to 1195 code for a protein of 344 amino acids. The transcript has a single exon. Gene Ontology annotation, biological process: glycosaminoglycan biosynthetic process.